UUACACAAGGAAGCGUUGUCAGACAACGUUUUGUAAGCGUGAAACUAGUUAGCUUGAUUAAGUAGCUAACGGUUUUGUCGUCGUUCUUUCUUUCUUUCGACCCAACAAAAAUAAAAUGAGUCUCUUGAACAAGCCCAAGUCAGAGAUGACUCCAGAGGAGCUUCAGAAACGGGAAGAGGAAGAGUUCAACACUGGACCCCUCUCUGUGCUAACCCAAUCAGUUAAAAACAACACGCAGGUCCUUAUCAACUGCCGCAAUAAUAAGAAACUAUUGGGCCGAGUAAAGGCCUUCGACAGGCAUUGUAACAUGGUGCUGGAGAAUGUGAAGGAGAUGUGGACCGAGGUACCCAAGAGUGGCAAAGGCAAGAAGAAGUCCAAACCAGUCAAUAAAGAUCGCUACAUAUCCAAGAUGUUUUUGAGAGGCGAUUCAGUCAUUGUUGUACUGAGGAAUCCCCUUAUAACUGGCAAAUAGAUGUUUUGGUUUUUUUCACAUUUUUUGUGAUGGUAGAUUGUUUUCUUUUUUUGGGUGGGGGACAGGCUUUGACCGAAUUGCUUUCUAAAUAAAUUUUUGUAUUUACUCUUGUCCGCCAUUACUGUGAUGCUUGCAUAUGUUUAUUUGUUGAAAAAUUCUAACCAUAAGUUAACAAAGUUUGUUUUAGAUUGUUGCAUAUUGCUAGCAAAAGCCUUUUCCAAAGUAACAAGACCUCAGAUGGGCCCAAUCCCUAUGCCAUCACUACCCUUUUAUAAUACUUUUUUCAGUAUGGUGUUUUCUUUAGCUUUUGUUCCGUUCUUAAUACUCAGAUUUACACUGACAGCCCAUGUAUCCAACCACAUAUUUUAUAAUGGUAAUUGGGUAACUACAUAGCUUGUAGUCUGAUUAAUCAAGUGGGUUGCUAGCAAGCAAAUAACCUCUAGUUAAUAGAGCAACCCAAAUUUACUGUGAGUUUAUCUUUAUUCCUAAAGAGUUGAUCCUUGUUUAAUUUGGGCCCAAAAAAAAAAAAAAAAACAUUGGUGUAAAAGGGGAUUUUUUUUUGAUGCCUCCCCUCUUUGAGUUUCUCUGGUUUGCUAGUGUCCCCUGGCUGCAGCUUGAGUGUCGGUGUAGGUUUCAGCAUGCAGGACUCAGUAAGUGACAAACUGCCAUUUAAAGGGUUUUGCAUUAUUAAUAUGACCAGAUGUGCUGACUGUCACUUCACACCCCUAUCUGCAAUUGUAAGUCUUUUCUUCUUCUUUUUUAUGAUCAUUGCUAGCUCUUUCAUACAGUCUGACACUGUCUUAAACUAUACAUUUAGUUCAAAAAACUAAAACCAACUUGUAAGCCAUAAAUUAUAUACUUUGAAGAAAAUGGAACAAACAUCUUUGCUCAUGUCCUUCACUGGCCAUUUACUACAUAUUUAUGUGCAACUUUUGAGUUUUGCAAGUGCUGUCUUCAAGAGGUUACUGUGAUGUUCUGUGUGCAGAAAAGACUAAUUUUGAUGGAUAUCUUAAACCACUGAAGCAGACAUAUUAACUUUCUUUAACUUGGCCAAAUCAGGAAACAUCAAAGACAUUAUUUGAUACCAGUGAAAUACCUAUAUUGCUUGCCAUUUGUGCAAUGAUCACCCAUAACGGUUCAGUUCAUCUUUUAUUUUGCCACUUGUAAGUAUUAAAAGUAUGGAAUUAAAAAAUAUGGAGUUUGUUCAGAAACAUAAAAACAUUAACCUACACAAUCUGUACAUACAACUGUCCAGAGCUUACCCAACCAGAACAAUGUAAAUUCCUAUACCAGAUUAAUACAUAUGUUAAAAUUAUUUCUAUGGUACAACAAUAAACAUUCCUCAGGGUUUCUUUGCUCA
Electrophorus electricus (electric eel) is the source of this 1832-nucleotide messenger RNA. Its product is annotated as small nuclear ribonucleoprotein Sm D2. The record is from RefSeq and is a predicted model, not a curated record. Gene Ontology annotation, biological process: RNA splicing. Lineage: Eukaryota; Metazoa; Chordata; Actinopteri; Gymnotiformes; Gymnotidae. Gene Ontology annotation, molecular function: RNA binding. Gene Ontology annotation, cellular component: small nuclear ribonucleoprotein complex.